AUGGAAAGACAGAUGCGAAGGCUUGCAGCAAAUAAGACAGGGUAUGCCACAGCAUUUCUAGUGGUUUUUAUUCUCUCAGGGCUUUUGGCGAUUUGGGUCUUGCUUGAGAGCUGUGAAAAGCGCAGCCCGAAAAGAAGCCCAAGCAAAAAAAGCUCUUUGUCCGCGAAGAGCACAAAGCAUGCCUUCGGCGAUGGCGGGCUCGAGCGUGUGGACAAGCUAUGUAAUUUUGAGCCCACCCCCCCUCCAGCUGCGGCGCAGCCAGAUAAAGAAAGCGCCGGCACUCGCGGCCAGCUGUCAAAUGCGUAUAAUUACUUGUCUGCCGCUGGAACGUCAAUCGCCUCCUAUUUAAAUCCAACGUUCCAUUUUGUUGGAAGCAGUAUUUGGCAGGUCUUCAUCGCUGCGUGGGCUUUUAGAGCCAAAGUGCCUUCGAUGCCAUUUAUUACGCCGCCUUGCCCAAACAACCAUUGUUUGCAGGAGAAUUUCUUUUCCAAAAAAGAAGCUAUACUGAAACAGUGGGAAACCUUAGAGCUGUGCAAGGAGACGCCUGCCUUUUCUUCGGCUGCGCUGCUUUGCUUCCAGAUACCCGGCGUGCUCAGCGAUUUUUACGCGCUCCAGAAGGAGUCUUUUUUCAAUGCAGUGGAAGACGAAUGCAAAAAGCCUGAGAACGAGGAAAAGCUGAAAAACUGCAUAAAAAUGUGUGGGGUUAUGCUGUGCGACCCUUCAACCCUUUUCCUUUUCUUGAAGCGCCUGUCCAGCACGGCCGCGUGCGCCAUAAGAAUGCACACAUGCGAAUGCUGCGCGCGUAUCUGCUUAGAAAAAACAUUCCUAGAGGAGCUGGAGGGGGUGCACGCGCACAUAGCAAACCUUAUCCAUGAUUGGAACGUCGACUUGGCAACUGCGCCCGUCAGGCAAGGCUUUCUUGAAUAUGUUUUGGUGUACCAGGCUGUUUCCGCGCUCUACUCCGCAUGCUCCGGCAUGGAGGGGGGCCUGCCCAUUGAAGGAGCGCAUGCGUUUUUCCCGAAAAAGGUGUGCACAAGCGCUUUUCAGAUCGACAAAGAGAAAAGCAGCGUGUUCUGCAAAGGCGUGAAAAUGGACGUGCCCAGCUGGAAGGCAAAGACUUUUUGCAACUUUUCAACAAAAAUGUCGCGGCUGCAGUUUGUGUACUAUGUGGACAAUGAAGAAAAAGUGCGGAAGCCCGUUAUAAUUCCACGGGUGAAAGCUGGGAUACUGUGCGAAGAGGUGGUAAAUUACAUCGCCAAAAUGCAUGGCAGGCCGAAGGAGGACAUAUAUGUGUUUUCCUUCAAUCCCGAAACGCACGCGCUGACAUACAGAAAGCCAAAGGAGACCCGGUACAUCAGCAUGCUUGAAAAGAGCAAAGAGUUUCAUGUGUUCUACUACAUACCGAGGGCCUUUUCUAACAGCGACCUGCUUAUGCUUGCAGGGGUUGCUCCGUUGGAAUUUUGGAGGUCGGCGCAGAGCAGACAUCUUGUGUAUUUCCCGCUGUUCCUCAGCAAUGUGCAAGAUAAGGCCGUGAAGCCAUUCGAAAACAGGCCCUGCACGGACGUUUUGCCCAUGAAUUCUUUCAUUUGUGGUAGAAGUCUGCACAAUGCCUGCGAACUAGUGCCGCACGUGUCUGGCUUGGACAGCAAAGCCUUUUUGGCGCACGAUGCCUCGCUCACAGUCGGGCUGGGCUGGAAAGAAGCUCUGCAUAUGGUGCAGGCCGUGCUCUCUUUUGAGCUCUUCCCCUCGAAAGAGAUGGAAAACUACCAUCUUGUCACGUACCAAACCGGAGCCAUCGAAUAA
Messenger RNA from Nematocida major, 1803 nucleotides. RefSeq lists its product as uncharacterized. Lineage: Eukaryota; Fungi; Microsporidia. The record is from RefSeq and is a predicted model, not a curated record. The transcript has a single exon. The coding region runs from base 1 to 1803 and encodes 600 amino acids.